CCUCGCUGUCGCCCCGUUCGCAUUCACAGGUUGUGGACACCUGGGCUGCUCUCCCCGAUUCCUAGGCUCCCGCCCCUGGGUGUCUUCCCCCAGUGCCAGCCUGGUCAGCCCCUAAUAUCAGCCCCGCGUGGGCCGAAAUUGUGGGCGAUGGCGGUGACGAUGCUGCAGGACUGGUGCAGGUGGAUGGGCGUCAACGCUCGCAGGGGCCUGCUCAUCCUGGGCAUCCCGGAGGACUGUGAUGAAGCUGAAUUCCAAGAGUCCUUGGAGGCUGCCCUGUGGCCUAUGGGCCACUUUACCGUGCUGGGCAAAGUGUUUCGCGAGGAGGAUAACGCCACUGCGGCCCUGGUCGAGCUCGACCGGGAAGUCAACUAUGCUUUGGUCCCUAGGGAAAUCCCAGGCACCGGGGGCCCCUGGAACGUGGUCUUUGUGCCCCGUUGCUCAGGCGAGGAGUUUCUCGGUCGCGUGCUCCACUUCCUGGAGCAACAGGGGCAGACAGUGGAAAGCGUGGCCGGUGCGCUGGGUCUGGGGCUGCGCAGGGUGUGCUGGCUCCGAUCUGUCAGUCAGGCGAUCCAGCCCUGGGUGGAAACCGUGAGAUACCAGCGCCUGGGCCUGUUUUCUGGGAGGGACCAGCCAGCCCCUGGGGAGGAGUCCUUUGAGGCCUGGCUAGACCACACCACUGACAUGCUGCAUGUGUGGCAGGGGGUCUCUGAAAGGGAGAGGAGGAGGAGGCUGAUCGAAGGCUUGAGAGGGACUGCCCUGCAGCUCGUGCAUGGGCUCCUGGCGGAGAAUCCGGCCAGGACUGCGCAGGACUGCCUGGCGGCCCUGAUACAGGUAUUUGGAGACAACGAGUCCCAGGCCACCAUCCGGGUGAAGUGUUUGACUGCUCAGCAGCGGUCAGGCGAGCGUCUCUCCACCUUUGUGUUGCGGCUGGAAGUCCUGUUGCAGAAAGCCAUCGAGAAGGGGGCCCUGGCCAGGGCCUCUGCUGACCACGUGCGCCUGAGGCAGGUGCUCACCAGGGCCAACCUGAUCGAGCCUCUGGAUGAAGCCCUGAGGAAGCUGAGAAUGGUUGGGAGGUCUCCCACAUUCCUGGAAAUGCUGGGGCUAGUUCGUGAGUCUGAGGCAUGGGAGGCCAGUCUAGCCGGGAGCGUGAGGGCCCCGGCAGAGGAAGGGGCUGGUGCCCCCGCUGAUGCCCAGGCAGAUGCCAGGGCCAGUGCUAAUGCAGAGGAUGAGAAGGUGGAGAAGGAGGAAGAGGAGGUGGACCAGCAGCAGCAGGAAGAGGUGGUGGUGGAGGAGGAGCAGGAGGAGGAGGAGGAGGAGGAGGAGGGGCAAAGGGAAGACCAAGGCAAUGAUCAUGCUCCUGUGGGCCCAGGCCAGGCAGGACCCACUGAGGCCCCAGGAGGCCCUGCCCCAGCUCAGAUGGGCAGUGCUUCUGAUGCCAGCCCAGGAGGGCCUGGUUGUGGGCCAGAGAGCCUGGCCCAGGCAGAAGAGCAGGAAGCUGAGGAGCCCGUGCUGGAGGGGCUCAAGGACAUCCCAGAGGAGUCAGGAAAUGAGGAUGGGGCUGGGGAGACUGGCCACCCCGAGUCUGCCCCAGGUGAAUAGGCUCAGAAGACCCAGGGGCUCCUCUCCUCUCAGGCAGCAGAGCCUUGGAGGGAGGGGCAGGACUCGCGCCAGGGCCUACCGUCACCCCACAUCAGGAGCAGGGCCCAGGGAAGGGCUCACCCUGCCCAAACCAAGCCCCUGGAUCCCCCCAGCUUCCCAAAGGGGCCAUGGCCACCACCGCCACCAGACUUUUCCAGUGACCCCAAAGACCAUAUUUUCCACCAGAUGGAGCGAGGAGAGGUGCCCCUCCUCAUGGAAGCCCCAAACCCAAACCCUGCCAGUCUAGGGCUGCAGGCCUGAAAGUGGGGAGAGGGGCUGAGGUCACCUGCCACCUGCACCGGACUGGGAGACGUCGGGGAAGAGAGUCCAUCUCAAGGGUGCCAGCUGCCUGGCUCUCCCAACAGGCAAAACCCCAACCCGAUUCACCGUCCCCGGGGCAGGGUGCUCCUGUCCCUGUCCCUGGAGGCCCACCUUGUCUGUAAGCCCCAUAGUGACCCACCUCAAGCAAACGCCCACCCCCACGCUAGCCACCGUUCCUGUGCAAAGCCGUGAGGUGUGUGUCAACCCCGGGCAGAGGACUGUGCCCUCGCGGCCGGCCACCUCCAGGCCCGGGCACGUGCCGUGAGCUUCCGGGCGAGCCAAGGCUCUGCUCGCUCCUGUCCAGUGUCGUGAGCUCAACCUCUGCUUUCUCAGUGUAGAUCUAGGCCAGCUGCCUGCCUGCCGCUUGUUCUCGUGGAGAUGUGUGUGUGUGUGUGUGUGUGUGUGUGUGUGUGUGUGUGUCUGUGUUCUUAUCUGAGCAGCUCCUCCCAGGAGGCCCUGAGCCCAGUCCCCAGGAGUCGGAGGCGGGAGCCGGCGCGAAGGAUGGACGGCUAGGGCGUGGUGGACGCUCACCCCCUCGGUGAUCAAGACCGCGGCCUCACCUCGGGCAGGAAGCACUGGACCUUAGAUGGAGGGGCAGGGCCAGGGACUGUGCUUGGACGUUCCACCCCCGUUGUUCCUUGUGACUCAGUUUCCUUGGCUUGGGGGGAGGGUGUUCCCUGUUAUGCUUUCCACUGUCCUGUGACCGUUCUGUGCCAGCCAUAGGGCAAGGGCCACCCCACAGCAAGUCAGCCCCUCAGGGAGCUCCCGGAAUGGAAGUGAGUGUUCAAUUGCCAGAGGCCAUUGUCCUGGCAAGAGGCAGUUCUGGGGUCCUCAGAAAGGGAGACUGUGGUGGGAGGACCCCAGCGUGGAGACAGAGGCGGCUCUUCGUCUGCAGCCCCAGGAGGGGGAGGCCCGGGACCUGUGGCCUCGAGUGGUCAUGAAGAGUCCCUUUAGGUGUUGUCAGCCCUUCUCUUCAAUGGUUCAGUGUUUCUGUUUAAUAAAUUUUGUGAAAUGUUCCA
Ictidomys tridecemlineatus (thirteen-lined ground squirrel) is the source of this 2978-nucleotide messenger RNA. Lineage: Eukaryota; Metazoa; Chordata; Mammalia; Rodentia; Sciuridae. The record is from RefSeq and is a predicted model, not a curated record.